Vigna unguiculata (cowpea) is the source of this 748-nucleotide messenger RNA. RefSeq lists its product as uncharacterized. Gene Ontology annotation, biological process: regulation of DNA-templated transcription. The record is from RefSeq and is a predicted model, not a curated record. Gene Ontology annotation, cellular component: nucleus. Gene Ontology annotation, molecular function: RNA polymerase II cis-regulatory region sequence-specific DNA binding; DNA-binding transcription factor activity, RNA polymerase II-specific. Lineage: Eukaryota; Viridiplantae; Streptophyta; Magnoliopsida; Fabales; Fabaceae.
UUCAGCUGCUGAAAACAUGCCCAAUUAUCGUGUUAAUCACUGGAGGGAAGAUGAGGAUCAAAAGCUAACCCAACUUGUUCAACAACAUGGUCCUCAGGACUGGAAUGCAAUUGCUCAACAUAUACAAGGACGAACUGGGAAAAGUUGCAGAUUAAGGUGGCGCAAUCAUCUUGAUCCUGGUGUUAACAGAAACCCUUUUACGAGAGAAGAAGAAGAGAGACUCCUUGCAGCUCAAGAGGUUCAUGGAGCAAAAUGGGCAACCACAGCCAAACUCUUCGAUGGGAGAACCGACAAUGCCUUGAAAAACCAUUGGCACGUUUUGAUCGCACGAAAGCGAAAGGAAGCCAACAAUGGAAGUUUGCAAGACCUAACGAUGAACGCUUCAAGUUCUUCCUCCUCUCACCAUCACACAUUGUUUGACAUCAUGAACUUCAACGCUGCACGAACCCCACUUCCACCUUCCUUCAGCCCUAUCAAUUUUGGAUCAGUGCCAUCUUUCUCAGACUCUUUUCCUGGGAAGGAAGGGAGUCAUCCUUUUGGGCUGUUGAAUCAUCGUGAUGCUGCUGCUGCUGCUGUUUCUUCUUCUUCUGGUGGAAUCAUGAUGAGAAAGGGCUUGUUUCAUAGCUCAUCAUCAGCAUUCACUAGGUUUAAGGGUUCUUCUUCCUCUGAUGAUGAUGCUGGAUUCAAGGAUGUUACUUUCUAUGAUUUUCUUGGUGUCGGUGCUGAUGAUGAUGAUGAUGAUGAGUGA